Molecule: messenger RNA, 1083 nt
Organism: Erinaceus europaeus (western European hedgehog)
Lineage: Eukaryota; Metazoa; Chordata; Mammalia; Eulipotyphla; Erinaceidae
Product: olfactory receptor 5M3-like
Exons: 1
Biological process (GO): sensory perception of smell; G protein-coupled receptor signaling pathway
Cellular component (GO): membrane
Molecular function (GO): G protein-coupled receptor activity; odorant binding; olfactory receptor activity
Source: RefSeq, a predicted model, not a curated record
AAUAAAUAUUUUUUAAAAGAGAGAAUGAAUAGCUACAUGGAUCAACUAAUUAUUAUAUGUAUGAUUGAGAAUGUAUUUUUUUUCUUUUUUUUUUUUUUAGCUACCACAGAAAUCUAUAGGAAAUAUUGACUUGGAAUGGACAAAAUGCUCAAUUUCACUGAUGUGAAAGAGUUUAUUCUUUUGGGACUAACCAGUCAUCGGGAAUGGCGAGUUCUUUUCUUUGUGAUUUUUCUUCUGGUCUACCUUGGCACCAUGGUGGGUAAUACGGGCAUGAUCAUGUUAAUUAGGGUGAGUCCACAGCUUAACAGUCCCAUGUACUUCUUCCUCAGUCACCUUUCAUUUGUGGAUAUCUGGUUCUCUUCCAACGUUACCCCUAAGAUGUUGGAAAACCUGUUGUCUGAGACCAAAACGAUUUCUUACGCUGGUUGUCUAGUACAAUGUUUUUUCUUCAUUGCCCUCGUCCACGUAGAGAUUUUCAUUCUUGCUGUGAUGGCCUUUGAUAGAUACGUGGCCAUUGGGAGCCCUCUGCUCUACGGAAGCAGGAUGUCAAGGACUGUCUGCAUUCGGCUGAUCUCUUUCCCUUACGUAUAUGGCUUUCUGACUAGCCUGGCGGCCACAUUAUGGACUUACGGCUUAUACUUCUGUGGGAAUAUCGAGAUCAACCACUUCUACUGUGCAGACCCACCUCUCAUUAAAAUGGCUUGUGCAGGGACUUUUGUAAAAGAAUAUACAAUGAUCAUUCUGGCAGGCAUCAACUUUACAUAGUCUCUGACUGUAAUUAUCAUCUCUUAUCUGUUCAUCCUCAUUGCCAUUCUGAGGAUGCGUUCAGCUGAAGGGAGGCGGAAAGCCUUUUCCACCUGUGGGUCCCAUCUCAUGGCUGUCAUCAUCUUUUACGGAACUUUGAUAUUCAUGUAUCUUAGGCGUCCCACUGAGGAGUCUGUGGAACAGGGGAAAAUGGUGGCUGUGUUUUAUACCACAGUAAUUCCUAUGCUUAAUCCUAUGAUCUACAGCCUCAGGAACAAGGAUGUGAAAGAAGCUAUGAGAAAAGUGCUCCACAGAACAUGGAUAACUAAAAUGAAAUAA